AGCUAACCUAAGUGCCAUAUGAGUCUGACAUCCAAAUAAUAUCUGCACGUCAGAUAAAAUGUGUGAAAUGUCGUGUCUGCUUUCCAAUACUGUACUGUUGACCGGGGUUAUGUAGGUAAACAAACAUCUCUUAUGAUAUUUUGCACGUUCAUACGGUUGAUCAGAAUGUAUAGCGUUAACGUUACAUGUGAGCCAACCAACGUUUGAUAUGUUGGAUUGUCAUACCAAUACUAGCACAUAGCUAGCGAGCUAUCAGUGACAGGUUGCUUGCUACAGAGAUGCCCUUUUAGGCAAUUCUGGUUUGACGUCAUAAAGUUACCAGUGGGCCUAAAUUUGGUCAGCUAGCCACCUUUCCAUUCUGAAAACCACCUGGCCCACGAACUAUCAGUAGUAAUAUGCCAUUGAUCCAGUAUAGGGGGUGUCACGGUUUGGUCUGUGUUAAGGCCCUGGCUUCCACUCAAGCCUUAAUCAGCCAUUUAAGAAGAAAUGUAGAAAUGUGGUUAAAUGUUGCAGUGUUACAGAUGCUGCAUGCUUCAUUUACUUGACCCAGGCCCUGAGGCUAUGUGAACUUGCAUGACUUGAGAUAGCAGUACAGAAGGACAGCAGAGGAAUCAGUCUACUUAAAAUGCUAACACCUACUUGAAAAAUAUAAAUAAUUGUUGAGUGUGAGGCUAGUAAGUUGCAUGUACCCUUGCGAUGCUGAGAAGUAUUUUGUGUCAGACAUGUGGCAGCUGUGCUUCACUAUUGUUUUGCUUGAAUAACCUUAAAAUAAUAUUGCAGUCUUAUUUUUGUGAAGAUGUGUAACACACAAAGUAGAGAGUAGCUUACUGGAUGCAUAUUAAAUAAUUGACAAUUGAUGUAAAGUCAGAAAUGCACAGAGACUGGGGUACAAAUGUUAGGCCUACCUUAGCAAGUCUUCAAUUAACAUUAAAGUCUCACUAUGCUUCAUAUACAUUUUUGCGAUCACCAUUCAUGAUAAGAAAUGUGUUACAUUAGGUUAUGAAAAAGGUACAAAAAAUAUAAUUUUUGAUAAGCUGUCAUGUAUUUGUAUAGAUCAGUAGGCUAUACUGUAAAUUGUUUCAGGAUGAUGUUUUAAAAUGUCUUGUGUAUUAAGGGAUGUUUUCAGUUGUAGUGUAUGCUAGUUCCUCUCAGGUUUUUCAAUGGGCCAUCUCAAAGAGGGAGAGGCUUAUGUGUGUGUUCUGGACUGAUACCAUAGAUAGAUGGCUGAUGGUUGUAACGCAAGUAACACAAGCUGCUAAUUUUGCUUUCUGUGCUAAAUAAUAUCUGGUCACAACUCAGAGUGUGUGUACAUGUGUUUAUUCUUUGAAUGCUAACCAGGGGUAGUUUUGGAAUAAAGUAGAAUAAUGAUUCUAAUAUGAAAUAUGCCUAGGUCUAUAAAUUAAAAUACAUGCAAUAGCAUGGCUAAGUCAUGUAAACAAUAAUAAUUAGGUGGGUCGAAUAUUUUGGAGAUGCUGAUGGAUGUUCUCUCUCUUUCUCCCUCUCAGUUCUCUGAUUUUAUUGAUAAGAAAUUAAUGUUAGAAGAAACAGUUUAUUUAAUCUGAUAAUGUUCCUGUUAGCGUCCGCGUUCCCGUUCCUGUUAUUUUGUGAUUAAAAAUACUCCAAUCACAUAAAUCUACCCAGAUACCAGGCUGAUCCUUUUCCACUCAGCCUAUCCCUGGGAGGUUAUUUUGCUUAUUAUCACUUGUCAAAUGUUAUUGAUAUAACAGUACAACUGGGGGUUGCAUUACUUUGACGUUAAAAUGGAGACCAGGUUAGACUAUGUUUUUGUAUUUUUAUUUACAUUUUCCAUACUCAUUUCACAUGCUCAUAUCCGAAGCAACAAUUAGUAUAGGCCUACAUUUUUACAGUUUUUCUCAGCCACUUUGGUGCAUUUGUCAGAUCGGAAUGGAAAUUAUCAAAACUGCUUGUUCAAACUCCCUAUAUCAUCUUGUCACUUGUGCGCAUCAUAAAAGCAAUUUCUCCCAAUCUUUAACAAACACCAAGUGCUUUAGUACAUCUAUGCAACCAAUUGUGUAUAAAUGUCUGCUGUGGUUAUUCCUAGCUACAGUAUAUGGUCUCCUUUGCACUGUAGCUUAAAUGUUAUUGUAUUGCUGUAGCUCUGUAGCUUAAAUGGUAUUGUAUUGCUGUAGCUGUAGCUCUGUAGCUUAAAUGUUAUUCUAUCUCUGUAAGUCACUUUGGAUCAGCUAAAUGAAUACAUGUAAAUGUCUGCUGUUUUUUACAUUUCCAAUAUCAUGUUGGUCAAAAUGCACUAUACUGGUUCCAUGUGGAAUGGUCUUACCCCAUAAAACAAAUAGGCCUUACUUGAUUGCUUGAGUCAUUACAUUCAAAACUAGUUGUCAUAGUUUGUCGAGCACAUUUCAUACAUUUCAGUCCCAGCAGACAGGGACGUAAACAAGAUGUAUGGAAAGGCCUAUACAGUAAAUCUUUAUAGUGGUGCACAGUUCUGCCCAAGGUGUGUUUCUUAUGUGUUGUGGUAAAUUUGUCAUUUUUCUUUGCACAUGUCAAAGCCUAUAACUGUAACAAUGUCUGUCAACAGCUUGCCAUACGAACAGUAGAGUAUUGUAAAAACUUUUAAACUUAUCCAGUUUCUUGCAAUCAAUCCCGACACACAUUAAUGUCUAAAUUUGUCAUUUUGAAAUUGCUAUGCCACACAGAACAUAGUGUUUUGUGCAUUUUUGGUCGAAAAUACUUGCAGAAUAAACCGGCAGAAUAAACUGACAGUUUCAUUGGAAUAAAUACUUGCUUUUGAGACAAAUAUUUUGAGCAAGAUACUCACUUUUGCCGGUAAACCACUAUUUGGUGCAGUUUGCACUAAUUGGUUUGAGACAAAUUGUUGUCUCAAAAAUAGAAAAUGCACCAAAGCGACUGAGAAAAACUGUAAUCAGCAUUUUGCUCUCUCGGUACUGACCUAAUGACAGUGUCUAAGCCAAAGAUUGUUCUAGUCUAUUUACCUAAAGAUUAAAGAAUGGUUCAUUUUUAUGAUUUUUAGUUGCAGUGUUGCAGACAGAGUUGUAUUUCUGGAACAUGGGGCUCAGCAGCAUAUCUAGCUUAAUCUUUAUGUUUAGUUCAUCAGAACUAAUUAUCCUGUAGUGAAAAGGAAAAAAAAUGUGCAUUAUCAUUAUCCGGAAGCACAACCAACCACGCGCGUAUGGUUAACUGAAGAGUCUUGCAAAUAGGCCUAGGCCUACAUCAAAACAGGAAGUGUGCGCCGUUCAGACUAGGCCACUUGCAGCUUCUAUUCAUUGCUUUGGUGGAAGCACUCCUGGAAGAGCGUGAGUUCAUGGCCCAAGGGAAAGAUCCAAACUUUGGCCAGUCGGUGGGCACUAACACGGCUCUCCAAAAGCUAGAUGUGUUGGCAAGCCGCUUUUUUAAGUACCGGAAGGGAAGCCAAGAACAAAAAUCGCAAGAAAAUGAAGGACCUCUUUUCUCAGAGUACACCGUGAGUUGGGACAGAGCAAAACUGUUUGUGAAAGAGUUCUUAGCCAAAGCCAAAGAAGACUUUUUAAAGAAAUGGGAAUGUCCACCCCAGAGCACAACACGACUCGAUGACUUUGACAGACUGAAAACUCUUGGCACAGGCUCCUUCGGACGCGUUAUGCUGGUGAAGCAUCGCGCUACAGACAAGUACUAUGCAAUGAAGAUUCUGGACAAACAGAAAGUGGUGAAGUUGAAGCAGAUAGAGCACACCUUAAAUGAAAAGAAAAUAUUGCAAGCAGUGUCCUUCCCAUUUCUUGUAAGACUGGAGUAUUCCUUCAAGGACAACUCCAAUUUGUACAUGGUGAUGGAGUAUGUUCCAGGUGGGGAAAUGUUCUCACACUUGAGGCGAAUUGGAAGGUUCAGUGAACACCAUGCCAGGUUUUAUGCAGCACAGAUAGUCCUUACGUUUGAGUACCUCCACUCGUUAGACCUCAUCUAUAGAGACCUGAAACCUGAAAACCUUCUCAUCGACCAACAAGGAUACAUUCAGGUCACAGACUUUGGUUUUGCCAAAAGAGUAAAAGGUAGAACCUGGACCUUGUGUGGGACUCCAGAGUACCUGGCCCCAGAAAUCAUCCUUAGCAAGGGCUACAAUAAAGCUGUGGAUUGGUGGGCAUUGGGUGUUCUGAUCUAUGAAAUGGCAGCAGGAUACCCACCCUUCUUUGCUGACCAGCCCAUUCAGAUCUAUGAGAAAAUUGUGUCCGGCAAGGUACGAUUCCCAUCCCACUUUAGUUCAGACCUGAAGGACCUGCUUCGGAACCUGCUUCAGGUGGACCUGACAAAGCGCUUUGGAAACCUGAAGAACGGAGUCAACGACAUCAAAAACCACAAGUGGUUUUCAACAACUGAUUGGAUUGCCAUCUAUGAGAGGAAGGUGGAGGCCCCCAUUAUACCAAAGUGCCGAGGACCAGGGGACACCAGCAACUUUGACGACUAUGAGGAGGAGGACAUUCGUAUCUCAGAUACUGAAAAAUGUGCUAAGGAAUUCCUUGAAUUUUAAAAUUUAAGAAUGAGCAGGACUCCAUUGGAAUUUGAGGUAUUUUGAUUUUGUUUAAUUUUGUUUUUAUGUUAGUUUAAUUUUAUUUUAUGUCAAGAUCAAGUUGAGACCAUCAUAUAUAUGUUCAGACAUAUGCCUACUUCCUUCAUUCCAUAAGGCUGAAUGAGAUCUUCAAUGCAAAGAUCUUUGUGUGGAUUUUGCACAGCCUAAUACCCAGGCAUAUUACGGAGAAGCUAACCUGGCUGCAACAGAAAUCUGUCUUUUUAUUGCUUUUUCAUAGUCAUACCCAGUGGUAUUAUUAACCCCUUGAGAGAAAAAUAAGUAAUUGAAAUAGACACUGCAUCUAUGAACCACUCGAAUGAAAUGAUGCACAUGUGGCUUUCUGUUUUUGAAAUAACUUCACUUACAGCAUGGUGGUGCACAUGUUUUGAUGGGAAAUUGUAGUACAGAUUGUUUGUUUUCCAGCAUCAGUUGCCUGUUACAUAGUAGUAUUUUUUUUUUAUUAUUAUUAUUUUUUUUUUUAUAUAUAUUUUAUUAUUUUUGUUUGCACUUGUUACAGGACCAUCUGUCACAUUACCUUUAUUAUCAUUUUGCACUUUAUGUUUGUGUGUAUGUGUAUAGGUGUGUCUGUUGUAGGGGUGUAGUUUAUUAGAAGUUCCACAGUUCUAUAGUAUUACAGUACUUGAGCCAUUCUACUGGGCAUUUAAAAGAUGGGAUUUAUCAUGAUAUAUUAACUUAUUCAAUCAAAAUACUCUCCCAGUUUUUAAGCUAAUGAGAUUCACUCUGUUUAUGAUUCUGACAUUCUAUUACUACUAUCAGCAGGUUCACAUUUCAACAUACAUUUAAAACAGUCAAAAUGAACUAGAAAAGACUGAUACUGAGCAUCUGUAUAAUAUAACAAAAAGCAUUUGCGAUAAUGUAUUGUAUUAUUUUUCUCCAUUAUCCCAAAGGUCUGUGUUUUAUGUCUGUGGUGUGGAGUGUAGAUUAUGACCAAAAGUGAAAAAUAAUACACUUGAAUGAAGGAGUUUUCAGUCACACGCAGCUAAUUUCAUACCCUUUUCCUGACGUAUUCUACUUCUUAAGCACUGUACAGAACCCCCACACCCCCCUCCCCUCUCCCCUCACAGACCAGAAUCAUAUCAGUGAGAUAAUCCCUCAUGUGCACAUGUGCUUCUCCUGUCAUCCACAGGGUGGGAGUUUUCAGAGCAGACUCAUUAGCUAUGAUAAGAUAUCGUAGCGCAAAAAUUGACUUUUAUUUUGACAGGAAUGUCAAAUGUCAUUAAAAGUCUCUUAGUUUCCUCCAAAGAUGUUUUGGGGCUUGUUAUAUAUGUAUACAAUAUGUGGUAGAGCAGAUAUGCUAAGGCACACACACACACUCCCGUCCUGGUCUUCUUCCAACUGCAACAUUAUGUACUUAAAGAAAUUUGAGGGCAAGUGACCUUGCAUAGCUGAGUUUUCAUUUUGAUUUUAGUCUGUUAAUGUUGAAUCAUUUCAGUUUUUAAAUGUUUCGAUAUCUAAUAAAUGUACAUUUUUGCAGUCAUGGUGUAUUUAAUUUCACCAUCAAGCUGUUUACUUGCAGCACUGUAAGUAAGCAAAGUAUGUUGUCAGUAAUCAUCAGAAAAAUGUGAGAUUUUUUUUUUUAUUCAUUUCAAAUGCCUAAUUUCAGUUACUUUUUUUGACUGACCUCUGUAAUUAAGUAAUGCCACCUGGUAACCUAGCGCUGUCCCGAAAAAAAACUAUACCCACAUUACCCUCUUCACCGCUUUGUUUUUUCUCUUACAAAAUGGCUUCUGUUAGAAAACGAUCAGUUUCCUUUUGUAUAAACUUGAACUGAAAUCUGAAUCUGGGGCUGGAUUCUCAAAGUACUUGUGGAAAUUGUAAGCCCUCCAGUUCCUGCUACAGGGGGGACUCCAGUGUUUUCCAAUAUUUUGGGUGCAUCUUGAGAUGUCAUUGGUACUGUCUGUGGUCAUAAAAAGUGGGUUUAUGUGUCAGCUGGCAUGUUAUUGUGACAAAAUAGGCCUUGUCCAUAUACUGCUGAAUAGUUGCUGCAGGAGUCUUAAAUGCUCUAACUAUCAAACAAAAAAUGGAUGACAAUUCAAGAUGAACAUUAGUACAGUGUAUUCCAUAUAGUUUUGUGAGUAGCUGAUUUGUGUUUUUGGAAUAAAUCAUGUAAUUACAGGGAAUCUGAGACUAACGUUUGUGGAUUGUUACCAUGACUUGUCAUCUGUCACAUACUGUAAACCCACAUAACCUUUAUUUCUCAUAGGCCUACAUGGUUCCUCCGUAUGUGCAUUUUCCCAAUAAAAACACAGAUGUCAAAACCA
Alosa alosa (allis shad) is the source of this 6819-nucleotide messenger RNA. It is a transcript of the gene prkacba, whose product is annotated as protein kinase, cAMP-dependent, catalytic, beta a. Gene Ontology annotation, biological process: peptidyl-serine phosphorylation. The transcript is spliced from 11 exons. NCBI's taxonomy places the organism in Eukaryota, Metazoa, Chordata, Actinopteri, Clupeiformes, Clupeidae. The record is from RefSeq and is a predicted model, not a curated record. Gene Ontology annotation, cellular component: nucleus; cAMP-dependent protein kinase complex. Gene Ontology annotation, molecular function: cAMP-dependent protein kinase activity; ATP binding. The coding region runs from base 3302 to 4498 and encodes 398 amino acids.